GCAGUAUCCAUUUGUACAAAAUGUAAAUAUUGUACAUUUUACAUUUAGAUUUAACCUAUAUAACGGAUUUUAUUAACAUUUAGAUUUUCUGUUAUGCAACAUACAAAUAAGAUAGCAUUUGUACGUACGUAUUGACGGGUGUUGAAGAAGUAUAUAGCUGUACAAUAUGUUAAUUGAAAGGUUAUGUGACUUAUGUAAAAGACAUACCGCUAUAAUUGCAUUGGGAUUACCAGCUAUUACUGUAACUACCGGGCUUUUGAUAAAGAGGUUUCGCAGAGUUUAUACUAGAACAAACAGAAUAUGUGGCAUAGAUUAUCCAAGGGAUGUUGUAAUUCUUCAUCCAUUGGGUAGGGGAAUAACAGGACCGGACACAAGUCAUUUUGUUGUGAAACUUGAAACAUAUCUAAGAUUUCACAAUAUACUUUACCAGUCUGACUUCAAUAUAGAUAACUACAAGUUAGGUCCAAAACAGAAAGUUCCAUGGAUCGAAUAUAAUGAUGUUACACUUGGCGACUCUCAGAUGAUUAUAGAGUUCUUGAACAAGGAGUUGAAUGUGGAUAUGGAUGCUCAUCUGUCAAAGCAAGAGAAAGCGCUUGCAUGGGCAAUACAGAAAUGGAUCGAGGAAUUCAUGUAUUGGAUAAGUGUGCAAUGGACCUGGGUUUUAUUUAUAGAAGAAACAUUUCAAGAUGGUAUUUCACCCUUUCCUUUAGAUGAGAAGUCGGCGGUUAAAGACUGGGUAGCCAAUAUGACAUAUACAGCAGGAAUAGGAAGACAUAGCGAGGAGGAAAUUCUGGAAAUGACAGUCUCAAAUUUACGAAAGUUUUCUGAUAUUUUAGGGGAAAGGCAAUACAUUUUCGGAGACAAAAUGAGCACCGUGGACUGUUCUGCAUUCGGUAUAUUCUCCCAGAUGAGAUGGUUAACCCCUAAAUCAUGCCCAUGUUAUAAGGUUUUUGAAGAUGGUGAAAUAUCUAAUGUUGUAAAAUACCUGGACAGAAUACGAGAUCAUUAUUGGCCUGAUUGGGACAAUCCAAGAUUUUAGCCGGCGCUCUUAGUCGUUGAUAUUUCCUUGUAAGACACUAUAAUAAUGGCAUGUGCAAAUAUUUAUGGUUUCAUUACGAUAUUUCUUCUUUCACAGGCUUUUUAAAGACAGAUAAUUUAAAUUAAAUGUCGUUUUAUUAGCUCCUAAAUGUCAAUGUUAGUACAUCUUGAAAUCGUGAGUUACUUGCUUUGAUAUAAAGUUAAACAGGACAAAAAUGUUUUCGAACUGUCUAUAUGCACAAUGAUUUGUAAAAUCUAUUCAUUUAACACAUUUUAUACCAUAUUUUAUUCAAAAAUGAAAGACAACCCAUAGCGUCUGGACGCACCAAAAUUAUACGACACGAUAGUGUUGUCUGAUAGUGUUCUACACACGACACGUACAUAUUUUAUAAUAUCCUAUAAAAAUGAUAAAUUGUACUGUUCAGAUUAUAGAUUGCAAUCGUGCAUUACAAGACUGCCAAUAAAUUGAUGCUAAAUGUAAAAUGAUAAAUGUAUCAUGUGUUUAGCUUUAAAACAUUUUAUCUAUCUUGCACGAUUUAUAUGUCAUCGUGAUAUUGAUAAAAGCAAUAAAUCUUUUAAGUGUA
Molecule: messenger RNA, 1622 nt
Organism: Ruditapes philippinarum (Manila clam)
Lineage: Eukaryota; Metazoa; Mollusca; Bivalvia; Venerida; Veneridae
Product: failed axon connections homolog
Exons: 6
Coding region: 167-1039 (290 amino acids)
Cellular component (GO): cytoplasm
Source: RefSeq, a predicted model, not a curated record